Mytilus trossulus (common blue mussel) is the source of this 1328-nucleotide messenger RNA. RefSeq lists its product as uncharacterized. The coding region runs from base 177 to 554 and encodes 125 amino acids. The transcript is spliced from 3 exons. Gene Ontology annotation, molecular function: zinc ion binding. Lineage: Eukaryota; Metazoa; Mollusca; Bivalvia; Mytilida; Mytilidae. The record is from RefSeq and is a predicted model, not a curated record.
ACACAUUAACAUUUUAUGUACUUUUUUAUUUGUACAUUCAAACAUAAAUCAUAAAUUCAAAGUUAUUAACAUUUUGUCAUUUUCAGGUUUUUCCUGGGCAUGAAAUACCAUUUCCUUGGUGGGUAUGCCAAUAGCAGAGAAGGGGACUUACUAAUCCUACUCCAUGGAAUGUAACUAUGUUUUAUGACUAUCUAGAUGAACUCGAAAAGAUUGGUCGCCUGAAAAAUAUGGGAGGACAAAGUGAAGACAAAAGUAAAUUGACAGCAGAGAAUAUGCUCAAGACAGAUCUCGACCAAACUGUGCAAUGGACCUCAUCCAUCGAAUGCACUGUUCCAUCACAGACAGCAGUUGUAACGAUUUAUAAUGUGGAUAUUGUCAAUGUAGUAUGCAAUUGUGCAACAACAGGAAGAAUGUGUAAGCAUGUUCAUUUAGCUGAAUUGAUUGCUUCUAAAAGGAACAUCGACCUCACUGUCGAGUGCAGAUCAGAAGCAAUGAAUGCACUUAAUGCAGAACAAUAUUUUUAUGACAGAGAUAACAACCAGGUAGAGGUUUAGUCCAGAUUGGGAAAUGUAUCAGUUGUUAAUUUGACCUCAUUCAAAUGUACAUGUUUUGCCAAUAGCCAUGGUAUACAUUGUGUUUGUGUGAUGGUACCAAAAAUGGUAGUUCCAUCACCUGAUAUAGAGUCUACCUCAAUUGAUGAAACAAGACAACAAUUAAAGGAAGACAAAGAAACAACCGACCAGGCUAUUAAAAGAAAAAAUGAGGAAAUCAAUAUAUAUGUAAACAAUAAAAAUUUCCAGACAACUGACGUGAAUAAAAAGAAAACUAUUUUACAAGCACUCACAGCGGCAUUACAUAUUUGUAAGACAACCAACUUUUCCAAAACAACAAGAAAGAGAAAGCAACAACCGCUGUUUCCAAGCAGACAAUCCAAAAGUUCAAGAACUGAUCAAGAUUAUUCAGUAAGCCGAAAGUGAAUUCCGAAAAAACGAGGGCGUAAAGAUAAUGGUGAUGACAGUUUCAAAUCUACCCAAAGAAAGAAAGGAUCCAUUCGUAAACCAUUUCAAUGAAAAAAAUUAUGAAAUAUUAUACUAAUUUUGAGAAACUGUUUUUUCUUGAUAUUCAUUUAAAAAUUUUAUAUGUUUCAUUGGUGCCUAAAGGCUUCAAAAGUAGGACAUAUACAGUUUGCUCUUGAAAUGUUUUGCAAAGAUACUGAUGUUACCAAAUGUAUAUAAUUUAAUAUAACAAAUACCUAGAUUUUUCUAAUAAAGACUUUGUCAAGCAGAAACAUUGGCUAAAUAUUGCAUUGGACUAGGUCUCUUUGCUGU